AUGCACACACCCGAUGAUGAAGCAAUCAAAUGUUGGGCUGGCAAUUUGAGUAUGAAUGCAACUCAUGCAAUUAUUUUUGCUCAACUUUAUAUCAAUCAUACGUGCCAUGGAUUGCAUGCAUUUUGCAUACAAAUUCGUUAUCUCAAGAAAAUGUUACCAUUGAAAGGUAUAACGAUUGGUGAUAUGGGAGAGAAAGUAGGUGCCUGGAAUGGUAUUGAUAAUGGGUGGAUCAAAUUUGAUAGGCACCGUUUUCAUUUGGAUGCAUUACUAAAUCGAUUUGCAACCGUUCUACCGGAUGGUACUUAUCAAUCUAUUUUUAAGAAUACCAAAGAACAACAGUUAGCAAGUUUAGCCAUUCUAUCUAUUGGACGCGCAGCUGUCGUUGGCAAAGGCGCAAUGGCAACUCGACUUGCUUCCAUAAUAGCAACACGCUAUUCAGCUGUUCGGAAGCAAUUUCGCGCUGCCAAUCAUGCAGAAGAGCGAUCAAUCAUCGAAUAUCCCAUGCAACAGCGACGAUUUUUCCCGCAUAUUGCUGCAUCAGUGGCUUUGACCAUUUUUUAUCGUAAAUUUAUUUUGAUUUGUUAUAAGAACUUCUUCAUAUGUUGUACGAAAGAUGAAAGACUUCCAUAUGAGUUGAUGCUAUCACGAGAAAUACAAAUUCUUAGUUGUGCAGCAAAGGUAUUAUCAACAGAAGAAGGUGUUAAUGCUUUAGAUGAUGCUCGUCUUGCUUGUGGUGCGUACGGAUUUUUAAAAAGUUCAAGAUUGAAUGAUCUUCGAGAUGCUUUUGAUCCAUCACGAACUUUUGAAGGUGACAAUAACAUCUUAAUGCAACAAGUAACCUAUGCAUUACUUUCAUUAUCCGAACAAAGAACAUAUAACUGGAAUGAUUCACCUCUUCGAAGUUUGGUAUUUUUAUCUAAGAAGCCGGAAAAAUUCUUAGCCUGGAAUGAUGAUCCCUUAGAAGAUAUCACAAAUGCUUAUAUAUGGUUAUUGCAUUUCCUCAUUUCAACGGUCAAAAACAAUAUCAAAGAUAAAGUUGACCAAGGAGUUGAUGAACGGCAAGCUAAAUUGGAAGCACAGGAUGAACAAUACAGAAUGAUUACGUAUGCAUACUGCGAAUUAGCUAUAUUAAAUUGUUUUCGAGAAUCUUUACAAACAGCUCCGGAAUUUAUCCGAGAAGUUUCACAUCAAUUGGCUGCUCUGUAUGCUUAUAAUUCCAUUGAUAAGCACAUCGCGACACUUUACAUUGGUGGUUACUGUAUCAAUGGACAAUGGGGUAGUAUUGUAAAGAAACGUCUUCGUGAAAUAGAAACUAUCAUUCUUCCUGAUGUUAUUUCAGUAUGCGAUAUGCUUGCUCCACCAGAUUUCUUCUUACAUUCUCUAAUAGGUUCUAAUGAUGGGCAAAUUUAUCAACGUCUUAUUCAGUAUUUCAUGCAAUAUCCCAUAGAAAUAUCAAAUGAUAAUGAUAAUAAUUAA
Messenger RNA from Loa loa (African eye worm), 1476 nucleotides. RefSeq lists its product as hypothetical. The record is from RefSeq and is a predicted model, not a curated record. The coding region runs from base 1 to 1476 and encodes 491 amino acids. The transcript is spliced from 8 exons. Gene Ontology annotation, cellular component: peroxisome. Gene Ontology annotation, biological process: fatty acid beta-oxidation using acyl-CoA oxidase; lipid homeostasis. Lineage: Eukaryota; Metazoa; Nematoda; Chromadorea; Rhabditida; Onchocercidae. Gene Ontology annotation, molecular function: pristanoyl-CoA oxidase activity; FAD binding; fatty acid binding.